AUGGUUGAGACAGAGACAUGCUUAAAGCUGAAAUGUUUGAGGUCUGCUAAUGGUGGUGAGUACAUUGAUGGUGGGUUCAAGGAGUACUGUGCAGCUCAGGGAAUCAUAAUAGAGAAGACCACUCUGGGGACACCACAACAAAAUGGUAUUGGUGGGAAGAUCAUAAGGAGCAGGAACGUGAUUUUCAAUGAAAAUGUUAUGUACAAGGACAAGUCUAGUAUAGUUUCUGAAACAACACUGAAGGAAUCUGAGUUUGUAAGAUUUGAUGAUUUACUAGAGAUCACAGUGCAUGACAGAGAUGCAUGUGAUGAUGAGAGUGAAUCCGGGGCAUCCACUCCUAUUGUUCCACAGUCAGUUUUAGAGCAGCCCCUACAGUUGCAGUUCGCAGAACUUCCAUCUGGGAAGAAUGCAUUACACAACAAGUGGUUGUACCGGGUGAAGCCUGAGCAUGAUGACAAUAAGAGGUACAAGGCUAGACUUGUUGUAAAAGGUUUUCAGCAGAAGCAAAAUAUUGAUUAUUCCAAGAUUUUCUCUCUUGUGGUGAAGCUUACAACCAUCAUAAUGUUACUGUCUAUGGUGGCUACUGAAGAUCGCUUCCUUGAGCAGUUAGAUGUGAAGACAACCUUUCUUCAUGGGGAUCUUGAAGAAGACAUCAACCUGAAGGGUUCGUGGUACAAUGUGUUACACACGGACGUGGGUGAGAAAAGCGAGAGUACGUGUACACCUGCAUGCUUCGCACCUAGCAAUUUUCUCGGAACUAGUCCUCUCCAACUUGGGAACAAGAUGUUUCAAUGCUCGACACUAUCCGCCGCCCGACUGCCCUAUAUCUUCGCACCCGGCGAACUUCCCGGAAACCAAAGAGCGACAAAGCCCGACAAACACAGAAGCCGAGACGCCAAUCAAAUCGAAACCCAAAGAGCUGUAAAAAUGAGCGGCAGCUUUCUUAGGAGCGGCGGCUUGAGAUCCGCUCGCGAGCUUCUACUUCGCACCCGCUUCCCCGUCUCUUCUGGCUUGGUGCGUGAAUCAGCACAGCGGCCCAGGGCUUACGUAAACUCAUUUCCGGCCGGGUCAAAGGUCGGCCGAAACUCCUCUUCCCACCUUUCACCUGCCGCGUACUCUGCUCUAUCAUCAGCCGCUUCCAGGAAUGGGUUCGUGUGCUGGUAUCUAGGGAUGAUCGAAGCACGCCCUAUUUUGACCAAGAGCAUAACCUCCGGAGUUAUAUUCAUCGCGGCCGAUAUCACGUCGCAGAUGGUCACUCUUUCAGCUUCAGCUUCUCUUGAUUGGAUACGAACUCUACGGAUGGCUAGCUAUGGGACGCUAGUUGCAGGCCCAGCAUUGCAUCUAUGGUUCAAUUUCGCUUCAAGAAUUAUCCCAGAACGAGAUGUAAUCAGUACACUGAAAAAAAUAUUUAUCGGGCAAACUUGCUUUGGCCCAAUUAUGACAUCUAUUUUUUUCUCUCUGAAUGCUGGUCUACAAGGCGAAUCUGCUUCUGAAAUUUUGGCCAGAUUGAGAAGAGACUUGAUUCCAACUUUACUGAAUGGCCUUCUCUACUGGCCCAUAUGCGACUUUGUUACUUUCAGAUUCGUCCCAGUUCGUUUACAGCCUUUGGUUAGCAAUUCCUUCUCAUUUGUGUGGACCAUUUACCUCACAUACAUGGCAAGUUUACAGAAGGUAUCAGCUCCCCAGAUUGCAGCCAAUUGAUUUCAGUGCUUAGCUGUAUUUUGUGCUCUAUAGUUUCUUAGGUUAUCAGCCCUCCAAUUUUUUUGCACACAUUUCAUUAUUAGAGAAUUAGAAAUUUCAUUUUUCUCUAGCCUUAGGCUUCUGUUAUGUAUUGAAUUAAAGCUUCCCUUUUUGCUAAGAAGUCUAUUUAACAC
Messenger RNA from Phalaenopsis equestris, 1874 nucleotides. RefSeq lists its product as uncharacterized. The transcript is spliced from 7 exons. Gene Ontology annotation, cellular component: membrane; cytoplasm. The record is from RefSeq and is a predicted model, not a curated record. Gene Ontology annotation, molecular function: nucleic acid binding. The coding region runs from base 1 to 1701 and encodes 566 amino acids. Lineage: Eukaryota; Viridiplantae; Streptophyta; Magnoliopsida; Asparagales; Orchidaceae.